Messenger RNA from Debaryomyces hansenii CBS767, 114 nucleotides. Its product is annotated as DEHA2D12914p. The record is from RefSeq and is a predicted model, not a curated record. NCBI's taxonomy places the organism in Eukaryota, Fungi, Ascomycota, Pichiomycetes, Serinales, Debaryomycetaceae. The transcript has a single exon. The coding region runs from base 1 to 114 and encodes 37 amino acids.
AUGAUUGCGAAAGUAUUAGCCAAUAUCAACCAGUCUAACAACUACGCUGACUUAUAUUCUUGCCUUACGUCCACACCAUCUCCGUACGUCAUAUCAUACCAAACCGUUCAUUAG